This is a messenger RNA of Talaromyces stipitatus ATCC 10500, 1125 nucleotides long. RefSeq names its product TfdA family taurine dioxygenase, putative. The coding region runs from base 1 to 1125 and encodes 374 amino acids. NCBI's taxonomy places the organism in Eukaryota, Fungi, Ascomycota, Eurotiomycetes, Eurotiales, Trichocomaceae. The record is from RefSeq and is a predicted model, not a curated record. Gene Ontology annotation, molecular function: 2-oxoglutarate-dependent dioxygenase activity. Gene Ontology annotation, cellular component: cytoplasm. The transcript has 10 exons.
AUGGCUCCCGCGGUUGACAUUAUCUCCCAAUCUGUAGUGUUCGAUACUGCUAGCACUGACAUUUCGUUGAGGAAGGGAAAUUACUCUCGUUACAUUCGAGAGCCUUUAAAAUAUUCCGGGGCUCUAGACAAAUACAAGAGCUUCGAUGUCACACCGACCAUAGGUCGAGAGUUCCCUGAUGUCCAGUUGACAGAUCUUCUGAACAAUGACCAGACCCUCCGAGAUCUAGCUAUCACUGUGUCUCGUCGUGGCGUCGUCUUCUUCCGGAACCAAGACAUAAACUCCGACCAGCAAAAGGUUCUGGGACAGAAGCUUGGCGAGUUAACUGGCAAGCCCGCCACUUCUAAGUUGCACCGUCAUGCCGUCAAUAACAGCAAGCGGAACAUUACCGUAAAUGAGGGAAAACUGGAUGAUGAAAUCUCUGUCAUUUCAUCUGAGAUUAACCGCAAGCUCUACGGUGAUCGGUUUAAAAGCUCCUCGCACCAUUUAGCUAGUGAAGGUUGGCAUGCCGAUAUCACCUUUGAGAAUGUCCCAUCCGAUUAUGCGAUUCUCAAAAUUACAGACUCUCCAGAAGAUAACCCGGGUGGUGACACUCUCUGGGCGUCUGGAUACGAGGUCUAUGACAGGUUGUCAUCUCCGAUUCAGCAAUUGGCAGAUACCCUCAAGGCCGUCCAUUACCAGCCAAGGUUCAACCAAAUUGCUAAGGAGCAUGGUAUUGAUCUCAUUGAAGGUGAUCGUGGAGCUCCAGAAAACACUGGCUAUGAAUUCAAGGCUACGCAUCCUCUCGUUCGUACCAACCCGGUGACCGGAUGGAAGAGUUUAUUUGGAGCAGCUCAUCAAGUUGAGCAUGGAUGGAUUGAGGGGGUUACUCCGCGGGAAAGUGAAAUUUUGAAGCAAUAUUUCAAUCAACUCAUUGCCGAGAAUCACGAUCUCCAAGUCCGUUUUAAAUGGAACACGAAUGAUGUUGCCAUAUGGGACAACCGGUCAGUCUUCCAUACUGCAACAAAUGAUUAUAAGGGCAAGCGUCAGGGGAAUAGAGUCGUUUCAUUGGGUGAAAUCCCAUACUACGACCUUGCCUCUACCUCGAGACGAGUGGCACUAGAAGCGGAAUUGGGAGCUUUUUGA